AUGACUAAGUUUUGUCAAAACACACAUAAAGAAGAAAGAGAGAAAUAAGAAGAAGCAAUAGUAGCAGCAAAAAGAAAAGAAAGAAAGAAAAAAGUUGGUCAUAGUUGUAUGUUAUGUCGACUUAAUUAUUUCGUUUUUCGCAUAAAUACGAACAAAGCCAUUUUUUCUGAAAGUGAGACAUCAAUUUCAAGCAUUUAUUCCAUCAUUUUUAAAUCAUCUGGAAAAAGAGUGAAACAAGCAAGCAACGCGAAAGAAAAAAGGUUCUAAAAAUGGCUACCAGAGAUGACGAAUACGAUUACUUGUUCAAAGUAGUAUUAAUUGGUGAUUCGGGCGUUGGUAAAAGUAAUUUACUAUCACGAUUCACACGAAAUGAAUUCAAUUUGGAAUCGAAAUCAACAAUUGGAGUAGAAUUUGCAACACGCAGCAUUGAAGUCGAUGGCAAAACGAUAAAAGCCCAAAUUUGGGAUACGGCUGGUCAAGAACGAUAUCGAGCAAUUACAUCAGCAUAUUAUCGUGGUGCAGUUGGUGCAUUAUUGGUCUAUGAUAUCGCAAAACAUUUAACAUACGAAAAUGUUGAACGUUGGUUGCGCGAAUUGCGUGAUCAUGCCGAUCAAAACAUAGUCAUCAUGUUGGUUGGUAAUAAAAGCGAUUUAAGGCAUUUACGUUCGGUACCAACGGAAGAGGCAAAAUCAUUUGCCGAACGAAAUGGUUUGAAUUUCAUUGAAACAUCGGCACUUGAUUCAACGAAUGUUGAGGCUGCGUUUCAGAAUAUACUCACCGAAAUUUAUCGUAUUGUGUCGCAAAAGCAAAUCCGUGAUCCACCCGAAGGCGAUGUGAUCCGACCAACCGUCGAACCCAUCGAUGUGAAGCCAGUAUCAGCCGAAUCAGUGCGCAGACAGUGUUGUCAGUGAAUGCUAUUGAUUCAAAACAAUCUAAAACUCGGAGUGCUCCACACUAAAAAUAAUAAUUUUAAUAAUAUAAUAAACAAUAAUAAUUUUUUUUUUCAUUUUGUUUUGCGCUCGAUGUGAAACACAUGGAAAUCAAUCCGCUCUAAUACAAAAAAAAAUUAUGUAUAUAUGUAUGAGAUAUUGUACUGAUAUAUUUUCAGUCAGUCGAAAUAUCUCAACUGGCUGAAUCCAAUAGCAAUUCGAAUGAAACUCUGAAAGCGAAGAAGUGUGGCGUUGAGAGAACCGUUUCUUCCUACAUCCUUCUCUCUUUCAAAUGAGGGAAAUCACUCAGUAUAAUGUCUCGUAUGUAUGAAUUAAAUUUAGUUAAAAAUGGAUGCAUUGCAUACACAAGACAAACGUAUAUGUAAAGAUUACAAAAAUAUUAAUAAAUCAAAAGAAACAAAAAAAAAUAUCAAUACACAAUUUU
Messenger RNA from Contarinia nasturtii (swede midge), 1374 nucleotides. RefSeq names its product ras-related protein Rab-11A-like. Gene Ontology annotation, biological process: exocytosis. The coding region runs from base 270 to 911 and encodes 213 amino acids. NCBI's taxonomy places the organism in Eukaryota, Metazoa, Arthropoda, Insecta, Diptera, Cecidomyiidae. The record is from RefSeq and is a predicted model, not a curated record. The transcript is spliced from 4 exons. Gene Ontology annotation, cellular component: recycling endosome. Gene Ontology annotation, molecular function: GTPase activity; GTP binding.